This is a messenger RNA of Nomascus leucogenys (northern white-cheeked gibbon), 7729 nucleotides long. It is a transcript of the gene CBFA2T2, whose product is annotated as CBFA2/RUNX1 partner transcriptional co-repressor 2. Gene Ontology annotation, biological process: negative regulation of DNA-templated transcription; DNA-templated transcription. The record is from RefSeq and is a predicted model, not a curated record. The coding region runs from base 633 to 2360 and encodes 575 amino acids. The transcript is spliced from 11 exons. NCBI's taxonomy places the organism in Eukaryota, Metazoa, Chordata, Mammalia, Primates, Hylobatidae. Gene Ontology annotation, cellular component: nucleus. Gene Ontology annotation, molecular function: transcription corepressor activity.
CCAGACAGUAUAUAGGACUUUAAAUGGUAAUUGCUAAACAUUUGAAUGUUCCCAAAAAUGUGAGUCUGUGUGUCUGUGUAUGUCUCUACAUGUUAUUCCACUAGGGAUUUGCACAGAUAGGUUUUGCACAAUAUCCUUGCUGUUAUUGUCAGCCAUAAACAAAUUACACGUAUUUAACAAGUUAAUGUCAGAUUGGCCAGGAGCCACUGGGAGGUGUGUACUUAGUGACAUCAGCUGGCAAAGAGCCCUGGUAACAGGGAGGGUUGGAAGGGUAGUGGAGAGAGAGGAAGCAAGAGGGAGGGAGAAAAAGAGAGAGACUGACUGUAUCUGGGGAUUCUGGCAAGGUGAAGAGCUGGUCUGUUUGGCAGGACCUUCCCAUCUGGGAUCCAUCUGUGUUUCCCUGGAAUGGGACAGGCAGCUCUAGUCAGUGAGAAAUCGCAGAUGUGAGAGAGCUGACACAUGUCCAGCUAAUGAAAGGAGGAGGAAGGCUGGUCUCCGAUUGAGCUUUGAAGAUUAGGAGGAGAAAAAGAGGAGCUUUGGAAUAUCUAUUUCAAAUAAAUUUGGUGUAUUUAAGAAUCUAGAUUGUUUAUAAUCUGGGCAUUUGGGUUGGUCCUGAGAAAAGGGUGCCAGCAAUGCCUGGAUCGCCUGUGGAAGUGAAGAUACAGUCCAGAUCCUCACCUCCCACCAUGCCACCCCUCCCACCAAUAAAUCCUGGAGGACCGAGGCCAGUGUCCUUCACUCCUACUGCAUUAAGCAAUGGAAUCAACCAUUCUCCUCCUACCCUGAAUGGUGCCCCAUCACCGCCACAGAGAUUCAGCAAUGGUCCUGCCUCCUCCACAUCAUCUGCACUCACAAAUCAGCAGUUGCCAGCCACUUGUGGUGCUCGACAACUCAGCAAGUUGAAACGCUUUCUUACCACUCUGCAACAGUUUGGCAAUGACAUCUCCCCUGAGAUUGGGGAGAAGGUGCGGACUCUUGUUCUUGCACUGGUGAACUCAACAGUGACAAUUGAGGAAUUCCACUGUAAGCUCCAAGAAGCCACAAACUUUCCCCUUCGUCCUUUUGUGAUUCCAUUUCUCAAGGCCAACCUGCCCCUGCUGCAGCGAGAACUGUUGCACUGCGCUCGGGCGGCCAAGCAGACCCCAUCCCAGUACCUGGCUCAGCACGAACACCUUCUGCUCAACACAAGCAUUGCAUCACCUGCUGACUCAUCAGAGUUGCUCAUGGAGGUACACGGAAAUGGGAAGAGGCCCAGUCCGGAGAGGAGAGAAGAGAAUAGUUUUGAUAGAGAUACAAUUGCUCCUGAGCCUCCUGCCAAGAGAGUGUGUACCAUCAGCCCUGCUCCUCGGCAUAGUCCUGCUCUCACUGUGCCCCUCAUGAAUCCUGGGGGCCAAUUCCAUCCUACCCCUCCGCCUCUUCAGCAUUACACCUUAGAGGAUAUUGCAACUUCUCACCUGUAUCGGGAACCCAACAAGAUGCUAGAGCAUCGAGAAGUUCGUGAUAGACACCACAGUCUUGGUCUAAAUGGAGGCUAUCAAGAUGAGUUGGUAGAUCAUCGUUUGACAGAAAGGGAAUGGGCUGAUGAAUGGAAACAUCUUGACCAUGCGCUGAAUUGCAUUAUGGAAAUGGUAGAGAAAACAAGGCGCUCCAUGGCAGUUCUGCGGCGCUGUCAGGAAUCAGAUCGUGAAGAACUCAACUACUGGAAAAGACGGUACAAUGAAAACACAGAGCUGAGGAAAACGGGGACCGAGUUGGUCUCCAGGCAACACAGUCCUGGGAGUGCAGAUUCUCUCAGCAAUGAUUCUCAGAGAGAGUUCAACAACAGGCCAGGUACAGGAUAUGUACCUGUGGAGUUUUGGAAAAAAACAGAAGAAGCUGUGAAUAAGGUGAAAAUUCAGGCCAUGUCAGAAGUACAGAAGGCCGUCGCUGAGGCAGAGCAGAAAGCCUUUGAAGUGAUUGCAACAGAGAGAGCACGAAUGGAGCAAACCAUAGCGGACGUCAAGCGGCAGGCCGCGGAGGACGCUUUCCUCGUCAUCAACGAGCAAGAGGAGUCCACGGAGAACUGCUGGAACUGUGGCCGCAAAGCCAGCGAGACAUGCAGUGGUUGCAAUAUUGCACGAUACUGCGGCUCUUUCUGCCAGCACAAGGACUGGGAGCGGCACCACCGCCUCUGUGGUCAGAACCUGCAUGGCCAGAGCCCCCACAGCCAGGGCCGGCCGCUGCUUCCUGUAGGCAGGGGCUCCUCUGCCAGGUCCGCUGACUGCAGCGUGCCCAGCCCAGCCCUCGACAAGACCUCGGCAACCACAUCGCGUUCCUCAACACCUGCUUCUGUGACAGCUAUCGACACCAGUGGACUCUGAGCCCCGGGCUCUACUUACCCUGAUGGCUGCUCAGCACCACAGAGUGCUUGGGCUGAGGGACUGGCUGUUGGAACCCGUGCAUGUAGCUGCCGGGUCAUCAGCAAGAAAUGAACUGGAGGCAGGAAGAGUCCAAGCCUGAAUAAUAACGCCCCACAGCCUCUCUGGGCACUUGCUGUCUGUGGAGCCAGUGUGCCAUUCUCUGCACAUGGGCAGCCGGCCCGAGCUGCCUCCUCCAUGGCUUUCUUGGUUUGUUCCUCUCUCCACUGAAGCUGACUCAGCCAGCCCCUUUUCAAUGUAGACCACCAGCUCACCUCCCCGAGAUAGCAGACUGUCCAAUGUGCUCAGCCAGGCUGGAGGCGGCAGGCAGCAGGCUGUGAAGGAGGCCCCUCGGUCAGGGAGCGGCCUGCUUCACCCCUGAAUAGCUCCUUCGGCCCCAUCUCCACCCUCAGCAGAUGACACUGAUUGGCCCCACGGGGACUUGGGUAAGCAACAGGCGGCAUUCAGGACUCUUCUCAACCCUGCUGUUCAGACUUGUUAAGAUCUCAGAGUCCACAGGAAAGAAGUCACUGUUGCAAUAAAAGCACCCGUAGUAGCAAAAACAUAAACAAAUAAAACUUCCCCCACGUCACAGAUUAUUUUGGACAAGAUUUUCCAACCUUGCUGGCUACUUUAGUUUGGGACCCGUUUUUUUUCUCAUUUGAUUUUGCUUGUGCAGAAAAUAGUUUCCAGCACAUGGAUUGAUCUGAGAGAGAAUGAGGCUCAGUUGUGGAUAGUCUGUUCCCUCUGAGCAUGUUGGCCAAACUAGUAUCGUCAAAUUAUUGAGCGGAUCAUCUCUUGGAAAUGCAGAACUUCCUUCACCACUUGGCUAUUUGCACAGUCAUCUUGUUCUGUGUCCUUUUAUCUCUCAGACCACACACAUCUGGAAUUCUGUGGGCAUGUUCUGCCCAUGGGCUCCAUUUGGCACCUGCUGAGCCACAGUUGUCCUGCUGGACGUGCUGUGGCAGGUUGGUAGGACUUGCCCCCACUGGUCAAGGCCUGGUCUCAUCUGAAAAGCCCUCCUGGACCUCAAAGAAUUCUUCAGACCUCAUAGUUACAGGUCAUUAUGUCUACUAUGUUGAUUUAUCAUCAGGCACACAACUUCUGUUGCCUUCUCUUGUGUUAUCUGAUAGCGUCCCUCCUUGAGCUCAUCAGAAAGGUUUUAUGAAAUGUGAGAACCAUUUUGGGAAAAGCUGAUCAAUUUUUCUUCCUAGCUUCCCAUUUUCAAAUGGGACAUCACCUAUAUCCCUUUCAGAAUGUUAGGAACUGCCUCUCACAUUCUUCUCUGUCUUUUUGGGUUUUGUUUUUUGUUGUUGUGGUGGUUUUUUAACACAAAGUCUCACUCUGUUGCCCAGGCUGGAGUGCAGUGGCGUGAUCUUGGCUCACUGCAACCUCUGCCUUCCAGGUUCAAGCAAUUCUCCUGCCUCAGCCUCCCGAGUAGCUGAGAUUACAGGCGCCCACCACCAUGCCCAGCUAAUUUUUGUAUUUUUAGUAGAGACAGGGUUUCACCAUGUUGGCCAGGCUGAUCUCGAACUCCUGACCUCAGGUGACCUGCCUUGGCCUCCCGAAGUGCAGGGAUUACAAGCGUGAGCCACCAUGCCCUGCCUGUCUUUUUGCUUUUGAUGGGAGUCUGAGGACCCCGACCAGUCCUGCUCUCCAUCUUUGAGCCUCUAGCAUCCUCUCACACCCAGAAAUCAGUUGGAGUAAGUUUGAUUGGCCCUGCUUCAGCUGGCCUUUGAAGCACAAGUUUAAAUCUCCACCUUCUGUGCACUGACCAGAGUCUAAAAUAAAAGCUGUCAGUACCAUAAAGGAAAAAGGAUCCACACAGGUAGCCUUGUCCUUGCAUACAGUUACAUCUUACUUUAAGAAUUUCAAGUCCUGGCUGGGCGCAGUGGCUCACUCCUGUAAUCCCAGCACUUUGAGAGACCGAGGCAGGCAGAUCACUUGAGGUCAGGAAUUCAAGACCAACCUGGCCAACAUGGUGAAACCCUGUCUCUACUAAAAAAAAAAAAAAAAAAAAAAAGCCGGGCGUGGUGGCACACACCUGUGAUCCUAGCUACUCAGGAGGCUGAGGCAGGAGAAUCUCUUGAACCUGUGAGCCAGAGGUCGCAGUGAGCCGAGAUUCCACCACUGCACUCCAGCCUGGGCAACACAGCAAGACCCCAUCUCAAACAAAAAACAAAAUUAAAGAAUUUCAAGUCCCUAAUUUACUCUAACCAAGCAUUUUCAGUAUUACAAAGAAACCUAGUGCACUACACCUUUAAAAUGCCUAGAUUUCCAUUGCCUAAAGUAAGGUGUGACCAGUGAAAGAACAGCAGAGAAUCAUGUUCCUUUGCUAUGGAACACAUAAGCCCCACAGUUUUCCAGUCAGCCUAAUACAUGGGUAUCCCCUACCCCCAUCUGCCUCCUUAAGCCACAGUCCUUGGUGGGGAACUCUGACUAAGGUGGAUGGAGUCAGUACCCUGGACAGGGCCAUAUUUGUAUGAGACAUGGCUGUCUCACAAGGAGGUCACAGAGCCUCUACGCCAGCUUACUGGUUUUUCAUGGAUUUGCUGGAUUAACACCUUAAGCAGGUUUUUUUGUUGUUAUUUUGUUUGUUUGUUUUGAGACGGGAGUUUCUCUCUUGUCUCCCAGGCUGGAGUUCAGUGGCGCAAUCUCGGCUCACCGCAACCUCUGCCUCCCAGGUUCAAGCGAGUCUCCUGCCUCAGCCUUCUGAGUAGCUGGGAUUACAGGCACCUGCCACCACGCCCAGCUAAUUUUGUAUUUUUAGUAGAGACGGGGUUUCUCCAUGUUGGUCAGGCUGGUCUCAAACUCCCGACCUCAGGUGAUCCGCCCACCUCGGCCUCCCAAAGUGCCAGGAUUACAGGCAUGAGCCACUGUGUCCAGUCUUAAGCAGGUUUUUAAAAUCUCCAGUGGCCAUAAAACUAGCCAGGGUAGCUCAUGCUUUUACUGGUUGGAAUAAGGAGCCAAAACCACCAAAAUAAUAUUUAUUAGGGCCCGAUGCUCAUUUCUGUGGCUAAGGCUUAGGUUUGGUGUGCAGAGCCUGGCCUACUCCUGUGGGCUGUGGUUUGAUUGGCCCUGUGACAGUUUCAUUUUCUGAAUCUUUGUAAUGCUUUUCCACCCUGCUCAUGUGCUGCCCAGAGGCUGAUCUGCAAACCUGGGCAGUAUUCCACACUGAAGCUCAGUUUGCAAACCUUUUGCUGUGUUAAUUCUGGUCAGUUUCACACAGAAGUCACGAGGGCCUCUGCCCAGGACCUUCUAUUCGCAUUUCAAGAAUCCCUUUCUGAAAUUCUCCAACUCUCUGGUCAGGAGGAGCAGCACCAUUGGGGCGGGGUGGGCAGCUAGAGAUGCAGGAGCGAAUCCAGGUUCCUUGUGUGGUUCCCAGCCUCUGCUGACAGCACCUCAGCUACCAGGUGGGGAGUGGAAAUUCAGGCUGCUUAGAGGACUGACCUCUACAGUUAAUGUUUGCAGUGACAUAAAAGGCAAAGAGGGGCUGGCAUGGUGGUACAGAAGGUAUCAGUCAAGCGCAGGCUCUUCAGAAACCAAAAAGCAGAUGCAACAUGUGACUGGCCAUCAGCCAGACAUGUCUAGGGUGAGACCAGUGCUCAGCACCACCUGCCAAGAAACACUGAUGAGUUGUGGGACGCUAUGGUCGGCCAAGUGAGGAAUGAUUGCAGGGACCAGAGAAGACCAAAGAUGCCCGAUGUCCCCAGAGUUUCUUGGCUGGGUUUCACAUCUUUGCUUGUCCUUUUUGUUCCCACUUGCCUGCACUGUGCCUGACUCCAUCCAGUGGGGAAGGUGACUCAAGAAGUUGUUUAAGCCUAGGCCUAGGCAGUCCACCUCGGGAAGUGGGGGCACUCCACACUGGGGGGCCCUGCAGCUCCAGGGCUGCUGCUCUAGCAGAUGCGCUCAGGCACGGUUGGGUGACCGUGGGGUCACCGAUUGGGUAGAUUAUUUCUAGGGCCGUGCCAGGUUAGAAAUGUAUGUCUGGAAACAAGACACAUCUUCCCACAAGUCCACACCUGGCGUCGACUGCUGCCCACUCUCUGCAGCUUGGAUCUCCUUUGCCCAUUUGGGCCAGAAGGUCACCAGGAGUUCAUCACUGCUUGGUGUCAACUUGACAUCUUCAGCUUCCAGACAGAAAAUCCAUGCUUUACUUUGUACAGCCCUGUCCCAGAGUUAGUAAGCCUCGGCUUGUCACCUGCUUGCGAAGGGUAUAGACAUCGUUCUGGGUAGUUCUAGAGGAUAUCGCAACAAGUGUGUUUGAAGGUUCAGCACAGCUGGAAUUGUACGGUAGUGAGCUCUUCAAAAUGAAAACAGAAUGGCCGGAUGGCCAUCUGUCCUGGAAACUGUAGAACUGAAUAAAUCACUGAAAAUAGAACACUUCAUGGAGGCUUUCUUCAGAACUGAACUAGAAACAAGAUUUCCAGGCUCCCAGGUCAGUAGACCAAACCAACUUCCUUAGAUUUUUUUUUUUAAAGCUGUUUGCAGAAAACUGGGUGGUAGCAUGUCUGAACCAAAUGGAAGAAUAUCCAGCGGAGCAUCAACUGUUCCAGCACGGGCCAGAUGGCCAGCUGUCGAGAGCAGCCCUGCGCAGACUGCGGUGGCGGCUGUGCCAGCGGCUCCGCAGGGCCCUUCCAACUCUGGAGUGUCUGUGGUUCUUGUGAAACCAAAACGUUGACUGCCUGCCUCUUUCCUCGGGCAUCGACGUGCUCAUUUCCAAAGAUGAUGGUGCAGGUGACCUUUUCCAUCGUGAGCCAGGAGAAGGUUAGGAGGCCUGAGGGGCGGGCCUUGCGUCCCCUCCUCCCCCUCCACAGCCCCCGAGGUGGAGCUUCCCUCACAGACGCAUCUGGUCGAGCCUACGGCUGCCCAGUGUACACUCAGUGAUGCUUAUACCAAAUAGGGCAUGUGCGCUGGUGUCUGUUGGGGACAGCCCCAUCCCUACCUUGGAGUCGGCAGAGAAGCAGCAAUAAGCAUUAGGCGAAUGAGUGAAAGGGCUGCUGUGCCGAGAGGCCUUCAGUCCCCUUAACGUGGCUUUCCAACUUCCUCACGAGGCUACAAAGGCUCCACUCACAAAAGAAAGCCAAUAAUGUAAAUAAAUAGAAAACGAAGCCUCCACGCGUGGUUUUUAAAGGGGGAUGAUGAAUGUGAAACCACCCACAGAAUGCGUUAGAGUCUGGUUUUUCUGUGCUUUGUCAUUUUACUCUGAUAGGAACUUUUGUUACCUAACUCUGUGCAUAACUUAUUUAAUGUACUGUAUAAAUGAACCAAAACUGUUAAAUAUGUAUUUAGUUUGUUCUACUUAAAGUAGUCAAUAAAAAGGCUAUAUUCCU